Molecule: messenger RNA, 1300 nt
Organism: Acomys russatus (golden spiny mouse)
Lineage: Eukaryota; Metazoa; Chordata; Mammalia; Rodentia; Muridae
Gene: Tmem163
Product: transmembrane protein 163
Exons: 8
Coding region: 154-1020 (288 amino acids)
Cellular component (GO): synaptic vesicle membrane
Molecular function (GO): zinc ion binding
Source: RefSeq, a predicted model, not a curated record
CCUCAGCCUCCGCCACACGCUGAGCUAGCGGCGGACCUGCCGCUCACCGCGGCCCGGGUGAAGCUCUCUUUCCGCGCCCUCGGUCCCUGGCACUUGGGACUCGAGUUCUUAACGCGAUCGGCUUCCCCUCGGGGGAUCUGCAGCACCAGCUCCAUGGAGCCUGCUCCCGGCAGCGAGCGCCGCAGCCCUCCUGGCCCCGGAGUCCCGCGGCCGCCACCGCGGGGCCACGCGUCCUCGACCGCCGCCCCCGCCCCUAACCCGGCCCCGCUGAGCUCUUCUAUGCAGUCGGACGAGGAACGGCAGCCGCGGAUCAGCGAGAGCGGCCAGUUCAGCGACGGGCUGGAGGACCGAGGUUUACUAGAAAGCAGCACCCGGCUGAAACCUCACGAAGCCCAGAACUACAGGAAGAAGGCAUUGUGGGUAUCCUGGUUCUCCAUCAUUGUCACCCUGGCCCUGGCCGUGGCCGCCUUCACCGUCUCCGUCAUGAGGUACAGCGCCUCUGCCUUCGGGUUUGCUUUUGACGCCAUCCUGGAUGUGCUGUCCUCGGCCAUUGUCCUCUGGCGUUACAGCAACGCAGCCGCCGUGCACUCUGCUCACAGGGAAUAUAUAGCCUGUGUUAUCUUGGGGGUGAUCUUUCUCCUGUCAUCUGUAUGCAUAGUGGUCAAGGCCGUCCAUGACCUUUCAACAAGGCUGCUCCCUGAAGUGGACGAUUUCCUGUUCAGUGUCUCCAUUCUAAGUGGGAUCCUUUGCAGUGUCCUGGCUGUGUUGAAGUUUAUGCUCGGGAAGGUUCUGACAAGCAGAGCUCUCAUCACAGACGGGUUCAACUCCCUUGUUGGAGGAGUGAUGGGAUUCUCCAUCCUUCUGAGCGCAGAGGUGUUCAAACACAACGCGGCAGUCUGGUACCUGGACGGCAGCAUCGGGGUCCUGAUUGGUCUCACCAUCUUUGCCUAUGGGGUCAAGCUCCUCAUCGACAUGGUGCCCAGAGUGAGACAGACACGUCAUUAUGAAAUGUUUGAGUGAAGGCGGCUGGAGGGGCAGAAGGGACUGCCCGAGGUGAAGAGCGCCAUGUGACAAGAGGUUUCCAUGCAGGCAGAUGGUGCCAAUAUUUAACUGCACAUCCAGUUUCAUUUGGGGACGUUUUUGUUCACAGAGUCUGUCUUCAUGGGACAAGGUCAGCCUGGAGGCUGGACCUGCCCUACAUCCUCACCCUGUCACCCUGUCGUCACCCACCAUCAAACACACUAGGACGAUGUCGCCCAUGGGAGGGGCCGCCACACUUCCCAAUCUUGAGCCGGAAGUA